AUACCUCACAGCCAGCAAAAAUAAGCUUGUAGAGCUGCCAGCUACACUCAGCAAUUUAAGACUUGAGUCCAUGGAUGUGUUUGGUAACCCCUUCUCAAGUCCCCUUGGCAUAGUGAGAAACAAUAUUAAAGGAGUCCCAAGUUUGAAAGAAAUUGCAUCGACACAGUGUGUUCAAAGAGGAUUAUGUCCCACUGCUGCAGACAUCCCAGCAACUUUAGUAGAAUAUCUUCAAGCUUGGCUGAAAUGUCUCUGUGGGAAAAUAUGCUACGAAUCUCACAUUUUAGCCUGCAUAACUCUUAACCUUCAGCUGGUAGCCUCAGGACUUGUCUUAGGCAAUGUAUUCCAAACAACUGCUCCAGCUCUUGCAACACUUUGUUCUCAGAAAUGCUUUGACAAAUUUUCUAAAACCUGAUAGCCAUAUUGAUUUGUGUCUAAUAAAGUAUUGUUAGGUUUCAUUGUGAGAAUUUUAACUUAAUUAUGCUUUGUAAUAUAAAAUUUCAGAAUGUAUUAAAAGUCAAAUUCUUCCUAUUAUUGAUUUGUGUUCGAAAUUCUAAAAAAUUAUCUAUAAAAUAUCUGUUUUAA
Cherax quadricarinatus is the source of this 582-nucleotide messenger RNA. The record is from RefSeq and is a predicted model, not a curated record. NCBI's taxonomy places the organism in Eukaryota, Metazoa, Arthropoda, Malacostraca, Decapoda, Parastacidae.